Messenger RNA from Sporothrix brasiliensis 5110, 426 nucleotides. RefSeq lists its product as uncharacterized. The coding region runs from base 1 to 426 and encodes 141 amino acids. Lineage: Eukaryota; Fungi; Ascomycota; Sordariomycetes; Ophiostomatales; Ophiostomataceae. The transcript has a single exon. The record is from RefSeq and is a predicted model, not a curated record.
AUGUGCACGUACUACUACCUCCACCGCCACCACACGCCGCCCUGCGACCGCACCAUCGACUAUGUUAUGCAAUACGGCUUCUGCACCCAUGCCACCAUGGACCCGACCACGGGACUCGCCCUGCCGUGCGAGAACUUGUGUUUUGACCAGGAGCAGAGCGUCGACUACAACAACCCGUGCGCAAUGGGUGAUUGUACCGAGAGCCCUGACUGCAGCUCCGGAGCCUGUCGCCUGGCCGAACUUAAUGGAAUAUGGGUCUGCUGCGAGUGCAACCGCGGCGGCAAUGUCUACCGAUGGUGCGGUCAUCGCAUGCGUUCGAGCCCGGACACGCUCUGCUACCACGUGUGCUGCAAAAACUGCCAACCGGACGAGGCUAGCAUGAGUCUCGGGCGAGGGGCCCCCGUGGCGAAUCCGGUUUCCUAUUGA